AUGGGGAAAAUGGGGAAGAUAAUGGAGGAUUUGAAGCCAGCGUUGAUGAUGGUAAUGGUUCAAGUGGGAUAUGCAGGAGUUAGCAUAUUAUACAAAGUGGUUGCUAAUGAUGAAAGCGCCAGCUUGACCAUUCUCAUGGCUUAUCGUUUCCUCUUUGCUUCUCUUUUUAUGGUUCCCCUUGCUUUCAUCGUCGAAAGGAAGAGCAAACCCAGGAUCACAGGAAAAGUGCUGUUACAAGCAUUUAUGUGUGGAUUAUUUGGGGCGUCACUGCAACAAAAUUUAUUUGUGCAAGCAGUGGAUUUAGCGGGAGCAACAUACGCUACGGCCAUGUACAACCUCGUCCCUGGUGCAACCUUCGUCUUAGCCGUUUGUUUUGGAUUGGAAAGGGUGAAUAUAGGGAAAUUAUCAGGGAAGGCGAAGGUGGCGGGGACAGUAAUGGGAAUAGGUGGGGCCAUGAUGCUGACCUUCUAUAAGAGCACAGAGAUACACUUGUGGUCAACUCACUUGAAUAUUAUGAAACAAAAUGUGGCCCCACAGAAGGUGCCCGCCAAUCAAGUCUGGGGCAUCGCUUUGGCCUUCGGCACUUGCCUCUCCUAUUCCCUUUGGUUGAUUAUUCAGGCAAGGAUGAGUGAGAACUUUCCAUGGGCUUACACAAGUGCAGCAUUGAUGUCAGUAAUGGCAGCAAUACAAUCAGUCAUAUUUGCACUCUUCAUGGAACGAGAUUGGUCUCGUUGGAAGCUUGGUUGGGACACCUUUCUUCUUACUGCUGUUUAUACGGGGAUUGUGGCGUCUGGACUAGCUUGGAUUUUAAUCACAUGUUGUUUGCGCCAAAAAGGUCCACUUUAUGCUUCCAUUUUCAACCCUCUCUUUCUGAUACUAGUCGCCAUUGCUGGCUCUUUCCUCUUGGCUGAAAAGUUGCACCUUGGAAGCCUGAUAGGAUCCAUAUUGAUAAUAAUGGGGCUAUACGCAGUCCUGUGGGGCAAAGGCAAAGAGUUGAAGGAAAAAGUAGCAGAUCAUCAUCAGAAUACUGAAGAAGAAGAAGAAGACUCAGUUGAAUUAGGAGACGCAUUAAAGACAAGUACCACAAAUAAUAACAAUAAUAAUAAUAGUGAUCAUCAAGAUAUUAAUAAAACUAUCAACAUUGAGGAAAAGAUUGUUGAUGAUGAUGAUGAGAAGACGACUUGUAAGAAGCCAGACGGUGGUUUUGCUUCGACUCUGAUUAGUUUCUUCAACUCAAAUCUGAUGUCCAGAAAACAAUAG
Neltuma alba is the source of this 1260-nucleotide messenger RNA. RefSeq names its product WAT1-related protein At1g68170-like. Bases 1 to 1260 code for a protein of 419 amino acids. The record is from RefSeq and is a predicted model, not a curated record. The transcript is spliced from 7 exons. Gene Ontology annotation, molecular function: transmembrane transporter activity. Gene Ontology annotation, cellular component: membrane. NCBI's taxonomy places the organism in Eukaryota, Viridiplantae, Streptophyta, Magnoliopsida, Fabales, Fabaceae.